Molecule: messenger RNA, 1067 nt
Organism: Limanda limanda (common dab)
Lineage: Eukaryota; Metazoa; Chordata; Actinopteri; Pleuronectiformes; Pleuronectidae
Product: endonuclease domain-containing 1 protein-like
Exons: 6
Coding region: 57-899 (280 amino acids)
Molecular function (GO): metal ion binding; nucleic acid binding; hydrolase activity
Source: RefSeq, a predicted model, not a curated record
CUGGUGCACCGGCAGGGAGCAGUCCAGAAUCCCUGAUACCUAAAGUUGUAUCCACAAUGCAGAGCUGGGAACCUUUGUGUGCUCUCCUCCUCUUCCUCCUCUCUGUCCGGGCUGAUGUUGUGGGACAGUUUGAGGAUGAACCAGAAUGUAUGAAGUACUUCUACAAAGAGAAGGUGCCAGAGUUGGGGGCUUCUACUCCUGGGGCGGCCCGUCUGUGUCAUCGCUUUGUCAACAGGUACCACUUUGCCACACUCUAUGACACCAACCAUCGCAUUGGUGUCUACGCUGCCUAUCAGUUCCAGCCCAGCAAUGGAGGAGGCAGGGAGAAGAGGUGGUUUGUAGAGCCUCAGCUGGUUAACUCGUCCUGGCAAGCCGAGAUGAAGGAUGGCUACUGGCUGGGGAGGGACCACCCUGGGGUCUACCUGGGAGAGAGACAGGCUCUGAAUGAGGACUACACACACUCUGGCUUCGACCGAGGUCACCUUAACCCCAACGGACACCAUGCAGUCCCUGGACGCAACGCCACUUUCACCCUGACCAAUGUGGUUCCCCAGAACCCCAAGCUGAACCAGAACGCCUGGAGGAUCCACGAGUCCAAGCUCAACGACCUUUUCCGCAGCAAGUGCUCUAAGGCCUAUGUGCUGGUGGGUGCUGUUCCCUCAGCAGACAACUGGAUUGUGAAAAACAACAUAAAGCGUGUGAACAUCCCAGACUACCUGUGGAACGCCUACUGCUGUGUUGACAACAAUGGGAUGCCCCUGCAGAGCGGUGCUGCCACAGCGAGGAACACAGAGGAGAACUGGGUGGAGAAUCUCUCUCUGGAUGGGCUGGGAGAAUUCCUCCAGCAGUCCUCCAAUCAGCCAAUAGGGGAGCUGUUUUACAAUAAUUGCAGGGCAUGAAAGAAGGGAUGAUGAGAAGAGAACUAAAGGUGCCAUUUCCCAUUAAUCUCUACAAUAGAUUUGUAUUAUUGCCCAAUGCUGUUUUUGGUAUUGAUUUUAUUGUGGUAACAUGGUGUAUCUUAUCGUUUAACAGCAACACUAACACAUCCACAAUCAAUAAAUAAAAGU